CCCGCCUUAAGGCAGCUGCCCCUGCCAGCCACAGGGAAGCCGGCGAGCCGCGCAGGAGAGAAAAGGCAUAUCUGACCCGAGAUUGCACCAGCGCUCCUCCUCGCCCUCGCCGUCGGACGUGCUCGAGCCAGCGGCAUCCGCAGCAGCGACCCCAGCUCACCCCGCGGAGCCAAGAGCCCAGCGCCGCCGCUCCUCCGACACCCAGGAAGGAAGGAUCGCUUGCCGCCGAAAUGGAGAACGCGAAGCAGAGGCGCGCCGGGUUCCUGCCGCCCUUCAGGCACUUCGCCACGCAGGCCAUCCACGCGGGGCAAGAGCCCGAACAAUGGAAGUCCCUGGCCGUGGUGCCCCCCAUCUCCCUCGCCACCACCUUCAAGCAGCAGGCGCCGGGGAAGCACAGCGUGAGUGAGGCGGAUGGGGCAGGCAAGGCUUCAGAGCCGGGCAUGGGGGGGAAAGGGCAGGACUUGGAGGGAGGGGGUCCUUCUCUGUCUUCACAGAAUCGUAGAAUUGGAAGGGACCUCUAGGGUCAUCUAGUCCAACCCCCUGCGAUGCAGGAAUCUUUUUGCGCCACGUGGGGCUCGAACCCAGGACCUUGAGGCCAAGAGUCCCAUGCGUCUACCGACUGAGCUGUUUGCUUUAGUUAGGGGCUCUCAGAAAACAGCGCCCCCCUCCCCAUCUAGUCAAUCGACUCUUUCUGUCUGCCCCAAGCCACACACCUGUCUGUUCUGCUCAGACGGCUCUUCAGCUUACCCAUAACUCCUUUCCUUCUCGCCCAAUGCGCCUAACCAAGGCUGCAGCCCAAGCUAUGUUUCCUCAGGAGUUAACUCCACAGGCUACAACAGGGUAAGUGAGGUUAGGAUUGUAGGCAGAGGCUGCGAUUCUAAGGUUUUAUGGCAAGUGGUAGAAAGAGGUCUGCACAGAGGUAAAUCCUGUGAGUUCAGUGGCACUUACUCUCUAGUAACUGUGUACAUGAUUGCAGCCUCUCUCUGUGUUCUUAUUAUCAAAACCACACACACACACUUUAUAUAUCGAUAUAAUCUAUGGAUAUGGAUAUAGAUAUAUCUCGAGAUCCUAGCUUGCAGUUUAUGAAGAUUUUCAGUAUAUGUCUGUUACUGAUUCCUACAUCAAAAAGGCUAACCCGUAUUGGCUAAAUUGUACAUUUCAUUAUGAUAAUCCUCACUGAAUUGUGAAAGUCCAGCAGAAGCACCUGUUGCCUAUUUAUGAGGCAAGAGGAUGACAUCGCCUCCUUUUUGAUCAUUUUGCCUUACCGCUUUGCAUUUUGAGGGCCAAACAAGACAAUCCUGUCUCUUGUUUUUCCGCAGAGCAACUGCAGGUGUGUGAUCAUGAUAAGGACUUUGGCUUGUGGGGAGGACUUUGUACCACAGCCCCGGUGAAAAUUGCUCUCCUCCACCUUCCUUCAAAGCUGUUGUGCUUUGUUGCAUGGUUGGCACCAGUGGCAGCUUCCCUUCCAGGGCAAAGAGCGGUUCAAGAGGGAGAGAUUUUAAUAUCGGGGGUGAGGUUAACCCCAGUCCUAACCAGGCACACUCUGCUGCUAGUUUGAAACGCAAGAGACGCGUGCAUUUCAGUGUGAAAAUAACAGACCUAACUUUGAUUCCCUUCCAUCAGUUAAAGUCAUUUCUAUGCUUGGAAGGAGCUCUUUCAUUAACUAAAGGCCAGCUCAGGAUCCAAGCCAAAGUCUUCAGAAGUUGGCCUAUGUCUUGCUAUCCCAGAAAGCCAACCUAAGGUGGCUUGUACACCUAUGGAAUUGAUAGUGUUUGUUCACUUCGUUAUUAUAGAGAAUCUAGAUAGCAUCUUUGCGUUCUAGUGUUUUCCCUAUUCUAUCUUUUAAAAAAACCCCAUUCUGUAGCAAUGCAUGUCCAAACAUGGACUGGUACAGAUAGUAUUGUUGACACAACUGGCUGGAGAAGUGACCUGUGCUAUUCCACUUGUCUGAAUUACCUGUCCCACACCUGUCACAUAAAGGUCGAAAUUCUGUAAUUUAGCUAUUCAGAAGAGGCAGCAGUGAACUGAAUAGGACUGGAUUCACCCCCUUCUUUUCCAUUUCCCCACCAUGGUUGAUGGACAGAAUCUUAAUCUCGCCCUGUUGGAUGGUUCCUUCCUCCAUUACUUUUCCACACCUUUUUUCUUAAUUUGACUCCUCCAAGUACAAAUGAGCAAAUGUUUAACCUUUUUAAAAACAACUUGGAAUUGCUGGCAAAAUAAUGCACGGUCUGUUUUUGCCUUUGUCACAUAGACAGACAUGCUAGAAUUCAAAUGGGUAGUAUAUUAUUAAGUGUCAUGUGGAACCUCAGAUAUAUUUUGGCUUUAUAUGAUUAUGGAAGAGCAAGAUGCUCAUGUGGAGGGGGCUACAAAGGGGGGGGGGUGCGCGUGUGCAAGCAAUGGAACUCCAGAUAGGAAAUGUGUUGCAUCUGUACUAUUUCAGUCACCAAAUGACAUUUCUGUGUAUAAAGUACAUACUGAUUUCCUCUUUCUUUCUUUUUUUGCCCUUUAGGGUUUUAUUUGCUUUCUUUCAAGCCCGUUUUGUUCUUCUGGGUAUGGGAAAUUUGGCAUGCUAUUUGAAAACGUUUUAAAAGCAGAUCCCUGGUUUAGUUUUGCCCAACACAUUCAAUCCAUGUUGAAUUUCUGGAUUAUCAUCCUAGUUGGGUUGCAAGAAAAAGCUGACUCAUUUUUAACUCUGCAGAUUCUUGUGGGCAGGGCCGAACAAACUCGCCUUGCUACCCUGUCCUCUGCAUGACACAAGACGAUAUGGAAAUUGCAUAAGCAAGCCGGCAGCUUUCCAGAGUAUUGCAUUACUCAUUAUGUAUCUUGGGUUGAAAAAAACCUGUGUGUUUUAAAAGCAAUGAAAUGCCACGUUUCAUAAAACCAACGAAGAGUCUCAUGACAUCUUAAAAGACUAAGUGGUUUAUUUUAGCAUAGUCUUUAAUAUGCUACAGAACUCUUAGUCCAUUGUAGCAAAAACAGGUAUUCUUCAGGAUAUUCAGUAAGAUACUUAAUACUUUACUAGUUGACGUACAAGAAUUUAGCCAGGCAGGAAGAGUUAAAGUACAAAACCACAGGCGGAAAAUAUGUACAUGGUGUUCUGUUCGGAAUAAUUUGUUUCACUAGAAAGCAUUGUUUUCUCCCCCACUCCAAGGCUGGCCAGCUUGGAUUCCUAAUUUGUCAUUUCCCCAUAUAUUCAGACUUUCAAGUAAUCAAUGCUAAGGCAAGAAGGCACUGUAACUAUAAUACAGUCUUACCUCUGUCUAAGAACAGUCCUUUUAAUGAUAAAUUGGGGCAAUGCAGGAAGCUGGCUGUGGUGGAAAACUCUGAAGAUGAUUCAGUUGCCUGUGGUUUUGGUCUGCUCUUGCAGUUCUCACCUACCUGCAUUUCAUGACCCUGCCAAGGAGACAAAUUUGUAUGAAAUUCAUAAGCCAUUUUAGUUUUAUGAUUAGUGGACAGAAAAGGAGGCAAUUGAACAUUAAGGUCAUUGGUUGUGCUCCUGCUCCUAUGCUAAAGUUCUCCAGAUGUUAGUCUACAUAUCCCAUUAUCAGCUAGAGGUGAUGGAAGCUGGAAUCCCAACAACAUCUGGAGUUCCUCAUCCUUGCUCCGAAGAGAAUGGAUCUGCUUGGCUUGUGUGAUAACCUGGAAGACAAACUGCUUCCCUAGCAGUUUCACUUCUGCCGCAUUUAGAAAGCUUCCCCUUACUCCCGUCUUGGCCCUGAGCUCCAUAUAUCUGGAUUAUCCCCCCUACCAGUCACAUAACUCUGACUUGCAGUCUAGGUCUUGUUUCAGUUCCCCAUUCCAAGACCUCCUGUCCACUCUAGGAACACGGAAAGCUGCCUUCUACUGGGUCAGUCUGUCUAGCUCAGUUUUGCCUACCCUGACUGGCAGGCUCUCUGGGAUUUCAGACGGAGACCAUUCCCAGCCUAUGCUGGAAAUCAAACCUUGGACUUUUGUGCAAUGCAAAGUCCAAGGCUACAGUUAUUAUAGCAUUAAUUGCAGGGCAUGCAAGGUGCCUUUCAAAACACAGGAGAUGCAGCCUUGGGCCUUGUUUUUGCAUCAAGGUGUGUUUUCUGCAUCCUCUUCCUCCUGUAUCCUCAUCCUUCUCCUUUCUCUGGUCCCUCCGCCCCCCCCCCCCAUUUUAUACCUGCAACAGAAUUGUACUAGGAAUGUGUGCUUUUUGAAAUAAAUCCUCCAUUAGCUCUGCUAAUGUUCCGAAGAGCAAACAUUUCAAAUAAGCCUUGCCAUGGGAAAUGCAGGUCUUAUAAAUUGUCAGACUGUCACGUGCUGCUUCCACAACCUGUCUUUGAGCCAAAUGAUUGUUUGAUUUUGCUUUCAUCCCAGCUGUCUGCCAACAGUAUGGAAAUUUCUUUCAGGAGAAAACUCAAGUGGCUGCCAUAGGAAGCCUAGCUGCAAAGAAGGAUUGGGGGCUUCUGUACCUUUAGUUGUUGUUUAGAACUGUUAAAGGUGCAGGAGCCCUGGGACUUGUGACUUGACUGUGUUGAAACAUUAGAUUGCAAGAUUUAAUCUGUUUUCAUGAUUUGAGUUUCAUAUAACAUGUAUUUUUCAAGGAGGAUGGUAAUAAAGGCAAGUGGAAGGAAAUAUAUAGAAAAAUUUUCAGGAUUUUACAACAAAGAAAUCUAAGAGGCCGCUUCCUUUCUCUUUUGAAAUUUUUUUUAAAAAGUGGAAACAGAAUUCCUAAUUUCAUCCUCAGUAGGAGAUUGAGUAUUUCUUUGGCCAAACUGCCGGUGCACAUUAUAAAUAAUUUGAUCUCUAAUAAUUUCAUCAACUAUUGAUGUAUAUUUACCUUAUUUUAUUUUAUUUUUGUUCUCUUUCAUAGGGCUUUGAAUAUAGCCGCUGUGGAAAUCCAACCCGCGAUUCCAUGGAAAAGGCUGUGGCAGCACUGGAUGGUGCCAAGUAUUGUAAGCUGUCAAUAUUUUCAUUACAAAAAAAUGAUGAUUGUCUUUGGCUAACAGUACACAUAAGGUGCAACAGUAGUGUCUUGGAAAAGAGACAAAAGGGGAAGCUAUUGGUUUUUGGUUAGCUCUGAUUCUGGUAUCAUGCUAUGCAACAAUGCAGCUAUAUCUUUGUAUUUUAUCUAUUUCAUCAAACCUGGAUAAAUUACUUUUGGCCACGUUAUUAAGGCAUUUCCUAAUCCACAUUUUCAGGCAUGGAAUGCUUGGAGUUUGACACAGCUCAUAACAUAAAUGUCCACAAUCAUCUCCAUAAUGUAGUGGUUUUUUUUCUAGAUUCUUGGAAUUAUGGGUAACUUUAAUGGUUCUAGAUAAAAUUGUUGUUACCUAUUGUGUCAAAGCCCCAUAUCUAAUCCUACGUUGUGUGUGUGUGUGUGUGUGUGUACACACACACACACACACACACACACACACACACAUUAAGGUAUUCACAGUAAGCUCUCCUUUGAAAGCGAGUUAAGUGUUCAGAGACACACACCUGCCACAAAGCUGAAAUAUAUUGAAGAAUUCAUUUGUUCACUUGUCAGAUGUUAUUUGUUUAUUUCCUUUUCCCGUUAGGUUUAUCCUAUGCAUCUGGGUUAGCAGCUACGGUGAACAUUGCACACUUGCUGAAGGCAGGAGAUACUGUUGUUUGCACAGACGAUGUCUAUGGGGGUGAGUGCUGUACUUGCAUAUGGCAGGUCUUAACAGUCCUAGAUGUAAUCUCAGGGUUGUAAUCCAGAAGCGUUUCAAAGAUCAUUAACCUGAGCCUGCACACUUAGGUCUUUCACUUCAGCACUGAGGAUGGCUUGAAAGUCAGCAGUUAUAACAGGUCAGACACCACAGGUGUGACUUAUUAUCUUAAUUAAUACUUCUUAGACAGAGCCAGUUGACACAUCCGGCAGUGAGGCACUAACUGGUGUUCACACAUUUGUGAUUUAGCCCUCAGUGACAUGCCAAAUAAAACUUCCAUUAUGGACCCAUCAUAAGCCUUGCUACUGUUUCCUGGGCAUAAUAAUAGUUUUAUUCCUGGGCAUAAUAAUAGCACUAACUAGUCCUCUGUUACACAUGGAUUUGAUGCACCUAUCCUGCCCUUGAAAUUAAUAGAUUUUUGUGCUCUUUCUUUAGUUUUCCAAAAUCUUUAGAUUGGUGUUCUUUCAUGCAAUACUUUGGUUCAUCAUUAGUUGAUCUGAACUUGCUAAGAAGCUUUUUGCUUUUUUAAAAACACUUCUUAAAAAUUCAAACCUAUGCCCUAUUGGAUUUUAUUUUCUACAUUGUCCAUUUUGCAAAGUAUGGCUUGCACCAUCCUUUCCCAAACUAGUACCCUUCAUAUGUUUUUGGACUGCAGUUCCCAUCAUCCCUGACCAUUGCCAGUGCUGGCUGGGGCUGAUGGGAACUGGAGUCCAAAAUAUCUAGAAGCCACCAAGUUGGGUUUGGCUGACUUUAGAUGCUAUUGUAGCAUACAACCCUGAAUCUGUCUCUCUUCCUUCAGCUCCCAAUACCAGGUUCCUUGACUUCCACCUGACGCGGAGUUCUCAACCCCAGUUGUCCUGGGACACAGUGGGCUACAUUACACUCUCUAGAUGUUGUCCCAUGUAGGUGUGUCCAGGAAUUGGAUCAGCUCUAGAGAGUUGCCUACCAUUAUUUGCAUUAUGAGUUAUAAACCACUGAUAAUUACUGAUUUUCACCUAUGACAGUGUUUUCCCUUUGAAAUAAAGUGGUGUCACUGAUGUGUGUUAGGAUAAUGUGAAUAAUGCUUUAAUGUGGCUAAGGUAAAGGUAAAGGGACCCCUGACCAUUAGGUCCAGUUGCGGACGACUCUGGGGUUGCGGCGCUCAUCUCGCUCUAUAGGCCGAGGGAGCCGGCGUUUGUCCACAGACAGCUUCCCGGUCAUGUGGCCAGCAUGACUAAAGCUGCUUCUGGCGAACCAGAGCAGCGCACCGAAACGCCGUUUACCUUCCCGCCGGAGCGGUGCCUAUUUAUCUACUUGCACUUUGACGGGCUUUCAAACUGCUAGGUGGGCAGGAGUAACAGGAGCUCACUCCGUCACGGGGAUUUGAACCACCGACCUUCUGCUCGGCAAGCCCUAGGCUCAGUGGUUGUCACGAGGUUUUCCUCUGCUGAACUUUAUACUCUUGGACUAACUGGGGGGGGGCGAGGAAGAUGGCGCCGGGUCAAGUCUCAACUGAGUCUCUGCCGCAUGAGUAGGAGCUCUAAUGAUCAAAUUACCCUGAUGAAAAGGCUCAACCUAUGAAAAUAUCUGCCAACUUUUAUCAGUAAAAGACUCCGGGAGCUGUCGGGUGGACUUUUAAACCUCCCUUCCCUACUUAAAUCAACUUUGAACCACCUCCCUUGAAAAGCCCAUAAAGCUGUGGGCUGGAUAAAAUAGCCCUAUUUAUUUCCGAGUACGAAGAUGGUACUUACAAGGCACAUACUCUUUAAAAAACAAAUACCUUGUAGGCAAUAAAUAGGAGUUGCAGACGUUUACUGUAUGAUUUCACUGGGUGAAAGGUGGAAAUUCCUUACCCAGAAUCUCUGUGCUGUUGACUGUGCAGCUACUGGUGCAUCAACUUUCUGGGAGGACAGCCAAAGAUAGCUUUAGGGGUAAGCAAAACAGGUAUCCAUUUACCAUAACUAAAAGCGAGGGGUAAUCUAGGAAUGAUUCUCCUUGUGACUGGGCCUCUCACAUAGCAGUACGAGCAGAGAAACAUGUUUUCCACAAAAGCGGAAGAGGGCAUGGCUAGAUCAACACCAUCAGCCAAAUGUUUCCUUCUGUCAUUUGAUAUCUGUGAUUGUGCCAGUUUUAUUCCUAGGAGCAAUUAGAAGUCAAAUAGGGUAGGAUUGAAGUCUAGCGUGAUAACAGGAAGGGGGAUUUAUGUAACCUCUACCACUUCGAAAUUAUCUGUUAAGCAAAUUUGUUAGCUUGGGAAACAAAUAUUCUUUCUAGGAAUACUUAAUGAAAUCUAGAAGACAGGCAAAGUAGAGAAGCCGACAUUCUUUCUUUAGACCAGUGUGGCUUGAUAAAAGGGUUCCGUCCACGUUUGCUAUGUUUACUGAACUUUCAGAAAAGAAGAGGUGUGGGUUGCAACCCCAAGCAUGUCACCAAGGAAUUGAUCCUAGCAUGAUUUAUUUCUUGAUUUAUUUGAUGAAGAGGCCACCUUAGAACAGAAAACGCUAUUUACACAUCUGUUUUGAGACCAAAAGGCGGGCUGCAGACAUAUUAAUAACAAAAAUAUUUAGGAUUGGGCUGCAAAUCUGCUUACCUUGGAAGUGAGACCCCUGGAAACCAGUGGGGCUUGCUGUCAAUGCUACUCUGGACACAGCUGUCGUUAAAUGUCCUACCUUGUGUUGGUCCUUUCUUUGUUCUGGUUUCCAUUGCUUUCACCUUUAAUUAAUUAAAUGUGGGUCUUUUCAAAUCCUAGGUACCAAUAGGUAUUUCCAGAGUAUAGCAUCAGAGAUGGGCCUGAAAACUAUUUUUGUUGACUGCACCAAACUGGAAAACCUCAAGGCUGCAAUUACACCAGAGACCAAGGUAACAGAGGAAUGCUCAUAAAACAGUGUUUGCAACAUGCCUGGGAUGACUUUAUUAUAUCAAGCCUCCUCGGUUUACAAGGGCCUGGGAGUGACUGCAGAUGUGUAGGAGAGGGAAAUAUUAAAGUGAUAAUACUACAGAUCACUUAUAUACUGACAGUGUUGGAGCAAACCCUUCUUUGCUUUAAGAGGAAAACACAACGGUAAAUCAUGUAGCUGUCACUCCUGAUCUCUGGCAAGUGCCUGGUGGGCAUUUGCCAAUGUAAGCAGGAAUGGUGUAAGUAAUAUGAAGAUUAUUUUUUGAAAACAUUAUUGGGUAUGAUAGGAAUUGGAGCAGGAUCACUUGGAUCUUGUCUAUCCCCUCAUGACAGCUUGGGUGAUUGCCAUUGGAAUUCAUCUGAUGAACAAAACAUGCAUGAUUGGAUCCUCAAUUCUGGCAACAACAAGAUGGUCAUUGGAUACAACCCAGGGAGUUUUCUGGGUUGGUUCCAGACACUUGAGGCUAGCACAGCUCACAUCCAAAUGGCUGCAGGUGAAAUUGAAAAGCAGGUUUGAUGCCCAGGAUUUAAAGUCUGGCAGUUAUUUCCAUGGAGCCAAUUGCGAUUAAUCAAUAUGGAAUAGUGAAUGUGCCACAACAACAGAAAAAUCUGUUCAGUGUCGGGGUGGGUGGGUGUGCACACACGCAUGGAUGUGUAAGCAAAAGACAAGCUCAGAUUCUAACAUAUGUGAAAGCCUUUCGUUCAGUGUUCAGUUAUUGGUGAUAUCAACAAAAUCAUAUACACAUGUGUAUCAUUUCAUAACUUUUACUGUCUGUCUUCUCAAAAUAAACAGCUUGUCUGGAUUGAAACUCCUACAAAUCCAACGCUGAAAGUUGUUGAUAUUCAAGGUUGCGCUGACAUUGUCCAUAAGCAUAAAGGCGUUAUUCUUGCAGUAGACAAUACUUUCAUGUCUGCAUAUUUCCAGGUAAGUUGAUUACCCAGUGCUGUCCCAGAAGUGCUUCAUGCAUAUAGUAAUUUUUUCCUUCUCAAAAAUGGUGUCACAGGAGGGAACUAGCAGUGAUGAACUCGUCUGUGUUAAGGUGACUGGCUCUGGUGCUGAAUUUUGGAUAUGUGGUUGACCUUUCCAGGGUGUGUAGGCACUUAAUGGCUCUUCCACAUAACAUGAAACGGCAUGAGACCACAUUUUCUGGCACGUAAACCUGCUCAACAGGGGACACAAAGUUAAUCUGGUAGAUAGAGGGAUAUGUUUCUUGUUUUCUAGAGCAAGCUGCAGCAUAGUUCUGUGCAUGUUUACUCAGACAUAAGCCCCACUGUGUUCAGUGAGAUUUAUACCCAGGCAAAUGUAUUCUGGAUUGCAGCCCUUCCAUUCCCUUGUCACUGAUCUGGUAAGAAGAUGUGUGGAUGGUGGGAUGGAAAUUCCGUAAUUUUAUGUGGAGUAUUGGCUUUUUAUUGAUGAUCCACUGAUCUUUCAUUUCUUUAACGGAAUAACAUAUUUUUUCCUAUUCUUAGUAGAUGAAUACUCCUUUCAAAGCGAUAACAAAUUUUAUAUUUUAUCUGUUAAUACAGAUAAAUAGCUAACCUUCAAGGAGCUCCAGUUAGGCUUACAUGGUUCUCUGCCUGUCCUUGUUAGUUUCACAACAACCCCGUGAAUUAGCUUAGUAAGAGACUGUGGUUAGCCCUGAGUGCACUUAGUAGCUAAGUGGGGACUUUAAACCUGGUUUUCCAGGUCCUAGUCAAGAACUCUAACCACAACACCACACUAGCAGCCCUUGAAGUUAACUUCAAAUUAGCCAUGUGCUGGAGUUCUUGUCUCCCAUCUGUAUCAGAUCUCCCUCCCCCUCUUGCUGUAUAUAAGAAUCUAUUGAAGUGAAGGUGUCCAGUUACCAGCCUAGCUAACAUUUCUUCUGUGGCUAUACUGAGAGGAGCUGCAUUGCACUGGUAACUCUGUAGUGUUAUAUGGCAGGUAUUAAUAAGUAAUGGCUUUAGCAAUUCAAUGGACCCCAGAGUUGCUGUGUCAACAACUAGACCUGUGGUGUGGAAUAUUCAACGUACUAGGCCAACCGCAUAGUGAAAUGCUGGAGACUGCUGCCGUACGCACUGCAAGGACUUCACAGCACAAAGAGAAAAUGUUUCAGCUCACUAGCUUCAAAAGCAACAGAAAGGUCAUUGCUAGUACAUUACGCCAAGUUCAUGCAGUGUUUCUGUUACUGGUUUUGAGAAGUUGCAAAGCGUUCCUAGUUCAACAAGUAUUGGACUAACAUGUUCCUUUUAAAAUUUAAUUUAUACCUUGUGCAUGAAGUCCAGCAACCACGACCAAAAGAUAAAUAUAACAACAAUAACCUAGAUAUUGACCUAGCCAUCUAACCAUAUAUUUUAGCACCACUAAUGUAAAGCCACCAAUAACACAAAAUUAUCCACAAGAAAGGAGAAACUGGUAUGAUAGAGUAAGAGGGAGAAAACGUUAUCGAUUUAAGAAAAAAAUGAAGCAAACAUCUCUUUGAUUCAUUAACUUAACAGUUAUGGUCCUACUGGGUUUUUUUAACAGUUGCAUAUGGUUGCACGUGAUUGUGUACUUUUAAUUCCAAUUCAUGCCAAUACAUGCACCAUAUUUCUAUAAAGGUACCAACCAUCUGUCUUCCUUCCCUUACCUAAGUUAGUGAACCUGAUCAUACACAGGACGUCCCAAAUUCCUGAUAGCCGUUGAAAACCUAUUUGUAUUUUCAGGCCUGCUUCCAGGUUGGUUGAGGGCCUCAGGGUUGGAAGGGCCCUUGAACUGCAUUAGAGGCAAUGGCACUUACUUCUGAGUAAGCAUGCCCAGGAAUUGCACCGGGAAGAAAGAAAAUACAGGGUUUAACUAUGAAGGCGCAGAGUCUGUAAUUUAGUAACCUAUUUGAAAACAGGAAGAGCUGUCAUGGUUAAUAAUAAUAAAGCUACACUGAGACAGUGCUUGGGGAAAAUACAAGGGUGGUAAAAUUGAAGGCCUUUAUUCUAUGGAAUUAGAAGCCUGAUGAUGACGUGGGUCUAUAAUCUAGCCCCAUUCUCCUUUACUAAUCCUCCAUGACCAAACAUUCCAAAUAGAUUAGCUGAUAUAAUAGAGGGAAACAUUGUCCAAUUGUCCAAUUUCCAGUGUGCCAGAAGCAGAGGAUAGAAAAGAAGAGAUGCUAUGACAGUUACAGUAUUUCUUGGGGAAGAAUGCAAUUUAUUAUUAUUAUUAUUAUUAUUAUUUAUUUAGGUCAGACCCUAAUGGUUGGCUAAAACCAGUUGUUCCACAUUCAUUCCCUAUGAGAAUUUAGGGCAAAGAGAGAAAGAAUACUCGCAAGAAGAUACUUUAGCAUUAGUCAUCUUGCUUAAGAAACCCAUAUCCAGUUAUGUAGUUCCCAAUGAACAGGGAUAUGCAGUGUAAAAUUCCUACAGCUUCUGUUUACAGAUAAUAAAGCAGUACUUUUUAAUUCUGAAUUCAUGUGUUUAUUUUGUUGUUUCAGCGUCCUUUAUCUUUAGGAGCAGAUAUCUGUAUGUACUCAGCAACCAAGUACAUGAAUGGUAAGUGCCUGAGUGUUGUUGCAGAAAACUUCCAUGUUAUAUUGAUAUUUACCAAUCCGACAUUACAAACAGUCAAGGCUACCAGACCUAAAAGGCAUUCUAUUGUUUCUUUCUACUUUCAAGUUUUUAUUUUCUUCAUGCCACUUUGAGGGGGCUGGGGGUGGGAAGGUUGAUUUAUAGUGGUGCCCAUAAUGCAUCUGCCCAUCUUCCAAACACAGUAGAGGUACACAAUGGUUAUUGUCUAGACUGGUUUCCCUUCUGAGGACUUUGUUUGAUGUUAGUUUAACAACAACUCCACAAGGCAAUAUUGUAUUGAAUAUAUACUUGCUGAACAAGGAGCUCUUUCGUUUGAAGUCUUUCUGCAUUUUCAUUCUUGCCCCGGGGUAGAAAAUCUUCCUCAAAUGUUUGAAAAACUCAUUGUGUCCAACUAAAAAUUGCACUGUACAGGACUGAAAGGAAUCGUUUUGAGGUGCUGAGGGGCUUUGCCACUGAGCAUUAGGGUCCUAUCUGGUGCAAGCCUCUUUCCAAAGUACUCACCAUCAAGGUUGCAAAGGCAGUAGAGGGAUAAUCAGUUUUUGGCUUCAAAAUAAGCCACUCAAGGAAGAUGGUACUACUAAGAAGAAAUAGGGUGUCAUACUUUGCAACAGAAAGGCCCUCUCAAGGAAAGGCUGCCUGGAACCCUCACCUCUGCCAUUUAGGUUUCAGAAAAAGGCAUUUCCUCACUUUUAAGAACAAACUGCUAAUCUAAGCAUUUUUAAAGCUUAGGCCAUUUUCAUUUGAAUGGGCUGUUGUUUUUUAGUUUCUUUUUUGUGUUUGCUUUAUGGUUUUUUAUCAUUUAAAAGGUGCUGUAGUUUCUAACCAUGUGGUUAAAUGCCUAGUGGGCAUAGAUCUAUGUUGACAUGAAGGCUAUAAAUUGGGUAUAAUUAAUUACACAGGAAGCACGUAGAAUGAAAGCAGAGGAAACAGCUACAAUUUUAUGUCUGACUUCUCUACUUAAAGAGGGCUAAUUUGCCAUUUUUCUUCUGCCUCCUUGUUUCUUCAGGUCACAGUGAUGUUGUAAUGGGACUGGUUUCUGUCAAUGACGAUAAUCUCCAUGAGAGGCUCAGAUUUUUACAAUAUUGUGAGUACACAAAAAGAUGUGAUGAAUGCAGGUUUCUGAUACCUGCCUACUUAAAUUCAGAACUGCAUUUCUGCAGUUGUCAUUUGUUUUACACACGUUUAUCUGACUUAUUGUCAAAAAGCCUCCCACAAAAAAAGAUUUUGUGCAGCCUUUUCUACCACCCCACUUUCCUUGGGAGCAAAGAGAUUCAUUCUGACACCAUAAACCAGUUUGCUCUCAUGGGAAAUUUGAAACUGCAGUGCUGAAGUCAUGUUUCAGGCCUUACUAAGGCCUUCAGUGGCCAUACAUGAAUUAAGACUGAGCUGGUGUGUUUCCUCACUUGAGGCCUCUGACUAAAAUCUACAGCUUGAGCUGGAACAGUUGGUGCCUGAGAUGCAAGUGGUGCUGCUGUCUAGUCCAUUAUCUAUCAGGCCUGCCCAAGCCUGAAGGUUCGUGCUUCCUGUUAAAUGGAGGGCCUGUAGUUAUAUAUCACUCAAUGUAGUGGAUAGAUUGUUUAAUUUGGGCCCUGGAAAUCUAGAUCAAAAUCUCACAAAAUCUUAAAGCUCACUGGAUACCUCUCAAUUUAACCUUUCUCAGAGUUGCUGUAAGGAUGCAUACAUUACCUCAAGGGCCUUGGAAAAGCAAUGUGAUAAAAAAUAUAAUAUCAUUGUUUCCUUCUUUGCCUGGAGAGGAUUCAAAAACCUAAAUUAAAAACCACAUCAUUUUGCUAGGCUAUGUCUCAGUUCCUGAAUUUUAGGUUCCUGUUUCAAAACUCAGAAGCCUGAAUAGCUGCAAUGCCACCUGAAUGCUAUAUUUUAACUUUUUGAUUAAAACUCUGCUGGGGUUUGGGCUUCUGUUCUGAACAUAUGUCUAUACUUUGAUGAGCCAGCAAUAUUGUCUUGCUGAGUUCCUCCUUAUACUUUUCCCCAAUGGGGCUGAAAAGCCUAUUCAGCAAUAAAGCCAUUAGCAAAGAGGGUUAUCUCUGUGUUUCUUUUUUCCCUUUUCCAGCUCUUGGAGCAGUUCCAUCACCUUUUGACUGCUACCUUUGCAACCGGGGUUUAAAGACAUUGGAAAUCCGCAUGAAACAACAUUUCCACAAUGCGCUGACGAUUGCCAAAUACCUUGAGUCAGAUCCAAGAGUUGAGAAAGUCCUCUUCCCUGGUAAGUUGGCUUUGCAGAACCUGGCAGGGGAUAUAAGCUCUUGCAAAAAAGUGCCGCUGGCUGUAAUUGGAGCGAGGAGAGAAGCAAAAGAAUCUGCAUGACUAAGUGGACUCUUCCAGCCCAGUAACUCUGAAGACUCAAAUGACUGAUAAAGGGUGGAAACAAUAAGUGCUUGUGAAUGACUUGUUCCAUAUCUGCCUAGGGCACAGUUUGUUAUUUGAAUUUCCCUGCCAUGCUCUCACUUUCUUCCUCUCACAUAUGUUCACCACACAUUCACAAUUUUUACAUGGUUCAGUUGACUUAUUUCUUUACACACACUCAUCCCAGGCAAGCCAUUCAAAAUCCUAGUCUUCUCAUGCAUUAUCCUUUCGUAAAGCUUAAACACAUGUAGAAGAUGGAGAGAUAUUGAACUGUUGGCCCAGCCCCUGAUGUCCCUUGCAGCUCCCACGACCUCUGUGGACGCCUUGAAAGGGGUGGCAGCUGUCCCUUGGAAUAUGUAGUCAUCAUGGGAUCAGGGGUUGUAACAGCAGGUCCUUGCUCCACCUUAUGGAAGUGAACCUUGCAGAGAGACUUGCAUAAUGCAGUUUAUAUAACUUUUGUAACCACAAUUUUUUUAUUUUUGACAAACAGCAUUUUCAAACUUAACUCGCUUGGAACCAUAGCAAUGAUCAAAGUACAUUUUAUGCCUUGGACUAGCGACUUCAUAUUUUAAUAGAUUGUGUGUGUUUUAAAGCAACGAUAACCUAAAUCCGGAUGCUUUAAAUAAUGCAUAAUUCAUUUCAGGAUUGCCGUCACACCCACAGUACGAGCUGAUGCAACGCCAGUGCACAGGCUGCCCAGGAAUGAUCUCCUUUUACAUUAAAGGAAACCUUGAAAAUGCCUCCACAUUUCUCAAAAACUUAAAGGUAAGAAAGAGGCCUGAUUUGCAUUGCUUUUGAAAGAGGAACACUCCCCGCCCCUCCCUUGUCAGGAUAUGGAUGCUGUAAAAGACUUUGCAAUAUGCUUCUUCCCUUAAAGGAAGCUUUAAAGGACGGGCUGUCCCCAAAUGUAAAUAACCAACCUUGUUAUGCAAAGUGACACUAAUGACAGGGAAAGAAAAGGAGUAUUUUAGAAAUGAUGUGUUCAUUCAGGCAACUGCUGCUUGCCUAAGAUAUCACGUAGUGCCACCCAAGGCCAGCCAACUCUCCUGUCUGGAAUUCUGGAAGCAGGGGAGCCCUUGCUUAUGUAACACUGGCCUGGUGUUUUGAAAUGCCUGGCAUUUGUGCUGAGUCCUCAGAAGACGCUUGUCAAAUCAAUGCCUCAUCCACAUGUAUCACUGGAAAAGUAUGCUCCUGCAAAGACUGCUGUGCAGUCAUUUCUCCUGAAUUUCUGCCAGCGGCGUAUCGUUCAUCUUGGCUUGCGCCCGCUGGCUGCGAACAGGCAUACUUUGGUUUCACCAAAAGUUGGCACCUAAAUUAACAACAAGGAAUGAGCCAAGAGCUUUACUGUACUUCAACAACAACUGAAGAUAUAAACAUCCCACAAACUAGGGCUGGCUAACUUUCCCCUCCCUGCUCAUAAUAUGAUCAAUCUGAUGACCAGGGAGGGCGCGCAGUUUGUAUCCCCAUCAGGCACCGGGCUGGGCAGAUAGGUUUAAAUUACUACCCUGCAGUGCUAUGUCUAAUUAAUACCUUUUUGCAGCUUCUACAAAAAUUAUUGGGGUCUUGCUGAGGAGGGCAGAUUGGGCACCCCAAACCAGGAGGUAGCCACGCAGUCCAUAAACAACUAACAGGAAAGUCCUAAUCCACCUUCUGGGGGCAGGUGGUAAUAUGUUUAUCACAGUCAUUUACCCCCAUAUUGCUUUAAUUCUAUCCCUGGCUGCUAUAAACCAAGCAAGCAAGAGGAGAAUCAUAUAUCACUCCCAGAAAAUGCCCAAACACAGAUUUUUGGAGAGUCUCUAGAGAACGGAAAUUUCACAGAAGCUCCUGAGAAUGCCUGUUGUUCCCCUGAUUUUUUUGAUUUAUUUAUAUUUGCUCCUAGGUGGAAAACCUGAAAAGCUUUUCCUGGCCUGUAUCUGAGAUUGCCAUGGCACAAAGAGACAAAUGUGGUCUCUGGUGCUGAUAGGAGUUGUAGUCACCAGCUUGGCCAAGGCUGCUUAUGCAAUUACUUUUAGUUAACUAGCAGGUAGGGAGUUGUGCUCACCCCCUUUGGAAUCCUGGGAGCUCAGGGGCCCAUAGGAUUUAAUAGGGCCGGGCUGCUGAAUACAGUGCUGCCUUCUCUUCUUGCCAUCCUUCCAUAGGGCAGCAAUUCAGUGCAGGCUUGGCAGCUACAGUCUCUUUCCCAUGCCCUAGUACAGGCUUGCGGGAGAAGCCAUAUUUUGCCACAAAGAUCUCCAUGUCAUGCAGAAAGGAAAGCACAUUCUGGCAUCUGCCAUUGGCCAGGGGACGAAGGCCACUAGGAAGCUGCUCCCCUUUGCUCCCAGGAACAAGUUUGCUUCUGCUCCUCUCAGCCCCAGCUGACUAGAGAGCUGACAGCCACAGACUCUGCCCUUAUUUGUAAAGGGACCGAGUUUCAAGUGAAAAGUUGAGUGAAUGAAUGCUGAAAUAUAAAGCUCUGUAUUGUUUUUCUUUUUAGCUUUUUACGCUGGCUGAAAGUCUAGGAGGAUAUGAAAGCCUGGCAGAGCUUCCGUAAGUGAAGUUAAUCUGAAAUCUCUGUUGGAAUCAACUAUAUCCUUAUUUUAUUUUAAAUCUGUCUAAUACUUAAUACGAUUCAGACUAACGAACACAAUAAUAAUUUGGCCACAAUGGCCAAUACUGUACUUUAUCCCACCAUUCUUUCAGUGAAGGGAGAUUUCUUUUAUGUAGUAAAUAUAUAACUUAUGAAUUCUUUAUCUGAAGGGCUGAUCCUUCAAUGUAGUUGAAAACUUAAACUUUUUGUUAAGGUUAAACUUAAGGUUAGGUUAAACUUAAUUUUAAAGGCCUAAAAUUCGUUUGUGAAUAAAUUAUAUUCCUCCCAGCCUCCAAGCAUUACUGACAUAAGCUAUAGUGUUAUAAUUUCUCUUUUUUGCGCUCCCAAAAGGUAGGUAACUAAUUUUAAAUUUACCUUAUUUUUACUGCCAUCAUAUCAUCUUGCCCUCAUCUUGUUGUUGUUGUUGUUAUUGUUGUUACCUAUAAAAUAUCCCGCUAGCAAAUUUGUCUUUUGAAUAUACUAAAACCAGUGAGAAUUCUUAUUAGCUUGGAGGAUUGCAGUAUUUUACUGCAGUCAACAAGAUAAUUACAUGGGAAGUAUUUUUAAAUUUCUUUUGCUAUUUUAAAGUCCUUAUUAGUAUCCAAUUUCAAGCCAUCUGCCACUUCUCAGCCCAUAAUGUAUCUAUCCCAGAUCCUUAACCAGUUAGAUCACAGGUGUCAAACACAAGGCCCGCGGGCCGAAUCCGGCCCGCCAGACCUCGUCAUGUGGCCCGUGUAGCCGCCGCCAGCCGCCAGCCUUCACCUUUUAUUCUCGCUUUUUUUUUUUGACACAAGAAAGCCGCCUCUUCAGCGCAUGCGCGGCAGCCUACAAGCCAGAGAAUGUCUGCCCUCUAGCGGCGCCAGCCGUUCUACACAGGAAACCUCCACUUUACAUGCAUUCAGGAAACCUCCACUUGUUUUAGACAGAAGCAGAAAACAAUUCUAUCCAACCAAAUAUGAUGCUAAGUUCCACUGCUGUUUUUAAAUGACUUCUGCCUUUCAUGAUUUGCCAUUAAAUUUAGAGGUAUCUUCUUUCCUCAUCUAUGUCCUUUAGCCAGUUCUCUGCUGCUGAACAACAUUCAACAGGUGUUGAUUCCCCACAUUUUAUGAUGAUGUAAACAGAUUUUAUCUUGUUUGUAGCCUUGUUGUGCACUGCUUAGACACGGUGGUAUUAAGCCAGGCAUGUCCAAAGUCCAUUUUGGGGGCCUAAUCCGGCCCGCUGGUUGGUUUAAUCCAGUCUAUCUCCUGGGGUAAAAUCCUAAAAAAAGCUCAACAACUUCAACUUUGGUUGGCCCUCAUGCAUGUUCAUUUCAUCAAAUCUGGCCCUCUUUGAAAAAAGUUUGGGCACCCCUGAGUUAGAUGUUUAAAGAAAAUCAUCUUGGCAUGAACAGUUCUACUGCUUUUUUUUUUGCUUUCUCAAAAAAUGAACUGGCAAUCUGCUGUUUUAAGCUGUGUACAGAGGAGGGCAUGCUUGGUACAGGAAACCCUGCUGAAGAGCAUAUGACUUUGUAAAAGUGUGUAUUUUAACGAUAGACAUGGUGCAGAUUGGAAGCGUCACUUUAUCCCUUCUAAAUUACUGCACCUUUCAAAUUACAGGAGUUUGGUGCUAGCAUUUCUCUGCCUCUUAGCAAGAUUUAUAGCCAGGAAAAAUGACAAGGGUAGUGAACACAAUCUUUUUCCUGGAUUCCAUCCUGUGGCCGUAUCGAACCCUCUGGUUAACAAGAUUGGCCUGUCCAAAUUGGAUAGAAUCCCUGCAGGCCCUGUGAGACCUAGAUGUGAUGGAAAACAAGGUACAUCUAAAAAAUAAAUAAAGAUAAAGUAACACUGCAAGCUGGACAUAGCUAGGUCCGAAUCUCUUGGCAGGGCCUCUCAUUUAUCAGGGAAAUUCACAUUUGUUUCUGGGUCUUUCUAGACCACCACAAAAGCCAAUAAGAUGCCACAUAGUGGAAUGGCAAAAGUUCCACCUCUCUGCUGACAAGACACACCAGUAACUUUUAGGGUCUCGGUAGGAUUGAAUAUGUUUACUGUUGUCCUUGGAAGCUUUCUUGCUGCGUUCUGUCAAAAUGUAACUUUUCCUGUCCAGGGUUGAGCUCUGGGAAAAGCUGAGCUUUUCUAAACAAGAACUUUAUGGCAGAAGGAUGAAAUUGCUUCUGAAAGCAAGUGUAUGGUAUCUGUUGACUUACCAUCAUUACCUCCACCCCCAAUAAUGUUGCCAAGAAAACACCCCAUCAAAUAAAUAAAUAAAUAAAUAAAUAAAUAAAUAAAUAAAUCCCUGCCCAUCUGACUGGGUUUCUCUGGCCAGCUCCCAACAGAAUAUAAUAAUAAAAAAGCGAUAAAACAUCAAACAUUGCAAACUUCCCUAAGCAGAUGUCUUCUAAAAGUCAGAUAGUUGUUUAUUUCUUUGACAUCUGAUGGGAGGGUGUUCCACAGGGCAGGCACCACUACCAAGAAGGCCCUCUGCCUAGUUUCCUGUAGCUUCACUUCUCUGUGAGGGAAUCACCAGAAGGCCCUCAGAGCUGGACCUCAGUGUCCGGGCUGAACGAUAUCUAUCCUCUAUCUAUCAUCUAUAUUCAAGGCAAACAAAUGCAGGACUAUACUUUAAAACAUUUUCUUUAAAGGCAAACAGCUUGCCUCAAGAACAGACUGAAUACCACAUGAGUGUUUUGAUGAGCUGGUGUUUAGGUCUAUAACUUCACUUGCAAAGAAUUUGCUAUGAGACAUGUUUUCAUAUUGCACCUCCCUUCUGCGGCUGCCUGCCUAUUUGAUGCCAGUUCAGAAGCUCUCGGAGCUGGCUGCCAUCUAGAAAACUGCUUGCUACUAGCAUAGCAGUUCCACAGCCUUCAGGAAGGUGUCACUAUCCCAGAGCAUUUGGCAUGGAUUUGAGACCGUAGUCUAGCAUGAUCUUAGCGCUCACUUGAUGAGGAUCAGAGAUCUGUCUCUUAAAGGGAAUACAUUGGCAUUUUGCUGCCUCUGUGCAAUUCUUUUUAAUUGUUGCAUCUGGAAUGACAGACCAACCCUCCAACAUUGCUGGGUUGCCCCAGCCAAUCUGGGCAGCUUCCAACAUAUAUAAAAACACAGUAAAACUGUAAAAAAAACCCUUCCUUAUUCAGGAUUGCUUGGGAGUCAGAUAUUUCCAUACCCUCCAACAUUUCUGCAGUGAAAAUAGAUAUAUCCUAAGGAAAAGCAGGACAUUCCGGGAUCAAAUCAGAAACCAUGAUGGCUUCUCUAAAUCAGGUACAUCCCUGGAAAACAGGGACACUUGGAGGGUCUGACAGACUAUUGUUCUUGUUUAGUGCCAUCAUGACUCAUGCCUCAGUCCCAAAGGCAGACAGAGAAGUCCUUGGGAUCUCGGAUACGUUAAUCCGCAUGUCUGUCGGUUUAGAAGACUCGGAAGACUUGUUAGAAGAUCUGGACCAAGCUUUGAAGGCCGCGGUAAGUGAUUUCAGUUAUGGAGAAAUGUAGGGGUAUGUUUUUGCUUUUUAGCUCCCCCCAUUGCUUUAGAAGUCAACAGUAAUUCUGAUGAACCCUCAUGUUACAUUUGUCAGAUAGCUUGACAGAACACAGCUAGUAGCAAGAAGUGAAAUGUUUUUGCAGUAAGCUCCUGUACUAUAUCUUACUAUACAUACUAUAUAGGUCCAUGAUUACUGAGCAGGCUAGCUGAACAUAUUAGUGAGGUGUUGGGGCUAGGUCCCUGCCCCCCUCCAUGCCAUGCGCACAUUCCAAUUUAUAUUCACACGUAGCCCAUACACUACUAUAAAUAAAACAUAAAGGUAAAGUAAAGGGACCCCUGACCAUUAGGUCCCGUCGUGGCCGACUCUGCGGUUGCGGCGCUCAUCUUGCUUUAUUGGCCGAGGGAGCUGGCAUACAGCUUCUGGGUCAUGUGGCCAGCAUGACUAAGCCGCUUCUGGUGAACCAGAGCAGCGCACAGAAAUGCCAUUUACCUCCCCGCCGGAGCUGUACCUAUUUAUCUACUUGCAUUUUGACAUGCUUUCAAACUGCUAGGUUGGCAGGAGCAGGGACCGAGCAAUGGGAGCUCACCCCGUCACGGGGAUUCGAACCGCCAACCUUCUGAUCGGCAAGUCCUAGGCUCUGUGGUUUAACCCACAGAGCCACCCAUGUCCCCAUAAAUACAUAAAUACACAAAUACACAUAUAGGCACACUAUUCCAGGGGCUACCAGCCUUCUGAGGCCAGUAGGCCCAUUUUGAAUUUGGGUAUAACCCAAAAUGGCUGCCACGGGGGCCAUGAUAUAAUGGCAGAUGCGUUAAAAAGAACAGCAGACGAGGCACAACCACAAAGAGGUUGCAGACGGGGGCCGGGGAGGCAUCUACAUCAGUCACCACUGCACUUACAUCCAGAGGGAAGCUCUUUUGCACUUCUCUCUGCUCAGAAUAGGAGGAAGGUGGGUGUCCAGUCCUGGAAGUCAAUGAAAUUUGGUCAUGUUUAAGGGGGCACCCUCAGUGUAAGAGCGACUGAGUCAGUGCAAACAAGGAACUGAGCAGGAAGAGCAAAUCAUUUCUAGUAAAACUGUGGAUUUCUGAGGGGAUAUUUACUAGACCUGUUGCAGGUGCCAUAGGACUCGUGCCUACCAAGCAUGAGAACUUGACAAAAAGGGAUUACCUGAGUGGUAAUGGCACUGAAGAUUAGCUUUAGGCUAAAUGACUGACAAAAAUCAUGCUGAAUUUUACUGACAACUACACUUCUUUUGCAAAGUGACCAAGUUGCCUUUGUCUGCUGACUUCCUCAUUUUUCUGCCAGAUUCUUUCCCCUCUAACAAAGCAGAAAAAGGCAGCUGGGAGUUUGGAUGAGUAGCAUAGUGUGUACCAAUAUGAAUCCGAUCUGCAAUUAAGUUGAGUCAUUUAAAGAACAAUAGUGAUAAAAUUUCUCUUGCUUUCUCUUGCCACAGAUUCCCGAUUACAGAAUCUAUAACUAGGAGUCUUGACAUCACAUUUAAUUCCUGCACAUCUGUAAUACAAAUGAACUGGAUGAUCAGCUGCUGAUGAACUUCCAUUGGAUUAGAUUUCCUGCUGAAAAUGAAAAAGUUGAUGUUUUUGAUGCCCGGAAAGGAAGCCUAGAAUACUUGUUGACUCCACAACCCCCUUUUUUUCCAAGAAGUGUCUUCUGAGGUCAUCUCCUCAUUGUCUGGUUCCUUUGAUUUAAAAACAAAAAGAAAGCCAUAUUUCUUGACAGCAGUAGUUCCCAGGUGACCAUGGUCCACACUCAGGAAGAUUGUGCCCAAUCACACAUAUUUAUAUUUAAAUAUAAAUAUAUUUAAAUUAGUGUGGCAUAAUAGCUAAAAGACUGUGCUGUAAAUCAGGAAGUCCCUGGUCUGAAUCUUGCCUUAGGGUAGGGUUACCAGACUUCCCCGGUUCCCGGGGACAGUCCCCGGAUUUGCAAAUCUGUUCCCAGGAAACAUGGCAGCCUCAGCAGCCCAGAGCCAGCCUGGUAGCGCUGUUGGCUCUGGCUGGCUUCAGGAGCUGCUCGCUGCCAUGGUGCCUGCCAUUUUUCCUCGCUGAAAGUCCCCAUAUGAUGUAUCUUGCGCGCAACAGUUUUUAAAAACUGUGCAUUUAUGUUUCACAGGGUGCAAAAAUAGGGCUUUGCACCUUUAUACAAUAUGCAUGUGUGCUUGGGCCCAUGGUCUUUUGCCUCACCAUCCCCAUUACUGACUCCCUGUUGCUACUCAGCUUCAAAAGAAGUAAGUGUCCCCGGAUUCAUUGAAAAAAAAUCUGGUAACCAUAUCUUAGGGAAGCCAGUCUCUCUCAGCCUCAGUUUCCCCCCAUCCACAAUACUGGGUUAUUGUAGGGAUCACAACUAGCUAAUGUUUAUGAAGUGCUCUGAAGUCUUGAAAUGGCUAUGCCAAUAUUAUUAUACUUGAUUAUUUUGAUAGAAAAUUGCCAUUAUGCCAGCAUGCUUGGUUGUUUCUUGUCACUUAUACAUGCUGCUGAUUUAUUUUAUUGUUUUUAAACGUUAAUAACCGACUUGGAAAAAAGACUGCUGCAUAUACCAAGUGUGGAUUUUAGAUUGGUUCCCACUGUUUUUCUCCUGUGCAAUAUUGGAAAAUGAAGCAAAAAAUCAGUUGCAUGGUACCCUAUGCAAUAGGCUUUUAUCUAAAAUAAAUAAAUAUUGAAUUUGCUUUGGUU
This is a messenger RNA of Podarcis lilfordi (Lilford's wall lizard), 23122 nucleotides long. The record is from the annotation of a GenBank genome assembly. Lineage: Eukaryota; Metazoa; Chordata; Lepidosauria; Squamata; Lacertidae.